GAGGAAGGCAUCAUGGCGGCUCGCGUAGGCCGGUCCCAUGAGGCGUAGCCGGGUCGGUCCAGUGUCCGGUGAGUGGCUGGCGGGGUCGCCCCCGGCGAAUCAGCCUGGCUGCUGCCCUGGAAUCAUGAAGGGCCCCGGGACUGACCGGCUGCCUCCGGCCGCGGCGGGGGCCAGGGGGCUUGUGAGUCCCCACGAAAUUCUGCAGGUCUGCAAGUAAAAUCCCUGAAGAUGCUGGUACCAAAAUGUGUCUUCCAUUUGUGGCAUGCUGUUCAUGAGAGGAACAGAAUCCUGUCUGGUCUCAGUACAUCAGAUUGUUCCAUGAAUUAUAAUGCAUUUUACCUGGUGUCCAAAGACCUGUUUCUAUGGGCUUGAACCUCAUUAAGGCCCUGUCUUCUGAGCUGGCAUUUGAAAGCUGUUUAUAAAACGGUAGCAAAAAUGAACAAUAAAGUUGGUUGUUUGAUAAGGACAAUGAGACAUUUGCAUGUAUCUGGUUCUAAACUGGGUCCCAGCUUUAGAAUGGCGAUGAGGACAUACACAUUAGGGAUCAGUAGACAUAAGAGUGCCAUACAAAGUGUGAACCUGAGAAGAUUCCUGUUAAAUGUUCCUCCUCACCGGCUUGAAUCAUCUCUCCGAUUGCUGUCUCAUGGGGCGCCUGUUUAUAGUAAAGGAGAUGCCACUGUACAAGAACAGAAAGCUGCAAAGUCUCUAUUAGAUGAACAUAUGCAAAGUUCAUCUAGUGCCUUGGACCCUCUAGAAGAAGAUAGAAGUGUUGUUGAAGAGAAUCUGGUAGUGAAGAGCGAAAGGAGUCAAUCACAGCAGUUCUUUGAUGACCUUCAAAAAUGCACAUCUCCCUGUGAUGUAUUAGACCUAGUUUCAAAGUCUGCUAUUUCUGAGAAGCAUUGUAGUAACUGUUUUACUACUAUGUGGGUGCUCACCAAAAAGUUGUCUGAAGACCAGAAGCGUUAUGAGAAACAACUGAUGGUGGAGCAUCCUGCAUUCAUGCAGCUAUGUCAGCGUCUGAUGCAAGAGUCUAGGAGCAUGUGGUGUGAUGACUUGGUAUACAGUCUGCAUGCUGUGGUGAAGCUAGGGGUAUCCCAGAACACUCGACUGGUUCAGACUUUGCUGAGGGUCUCUCAGGAGCGCCUCAAUGAAUUUGAUGACCGAUGUCUCUCUGUUGUGUCAACCACCUUGGCAACCAUGGAAAAAAGCAGAAAUGUGGAUGCUCUUCAAGCUGGAUUACAGUUACUGGUGGAGCAGCGAAUUCCAAAGAUCAGUAACAUUUUUAUGUUGCAAAGCAUGAUGAAAUGCAUUGGAAAAGAUGCCCCACUCUCUCUCAAAAGGAAAUUUGAGAAUAGAGUUUUGAAAGAGCUGGACCACUUGACUCCUCUGAAUGCUCAACACAUGUUUAGUGCUCUGGCUGCGAUGAAUCACUGCUCCAUGCCAAUCCUGGAUGCCUGCAGUAACAAAAUCAUUGAGAGUAUCCAUGGUACUCCAUUUUGGCAGUUAAUCCAUGUUCUGAGAUCAUGCAGCAUCCUCCGGUACCGCAAUGUAGUUUUGUAUUCAGCAAUAGCAAACUACGUGACUUCAGCCAUCUACAUGUGGGACACUAAACAGAUUGUCCUGUUUUUGUCUGCCUUUGAGGGACUUCGCUUUCGACCUGUUGAGCUGAUGGAUAUUUUGGCUGAGAAGGUGACAAGUCAUCCUGAAUCCCUGAACCUGAAGGAUAUUCUAAGUAUUCUCCGGGUGUAUUCACUUCUCAACCACGUUCCCAAAUGCCAAAAUCAGGAGUUCCUGGAGUCUCUCAACAGUGCCUUGAAUAAGUACCUCACCAGGAUUUCUAAUGUGGAUCUGCUGAAGGCAGUGUAUUCAUUUUGCAUUUUAAAGUAUCUGCCCCAGCCUGCACUUAGUCAGCUCCUGCAAGGGGACAACCUCAAUGAGUUACUAAAAUCAGAUGGCCUUAACAAGGAGCAGAAUGAAAUGAUGCUGCACUGUGUGAACAUGUGUCUGGAACUUGAUAGUCCUCCUUCAUUCACUAAGCCAGCAACUGUGUUUAUAAAUAAACCCUCAUCACCUUUGGUUUCUGAUCUCCCUGAGGUACAGGAGGCUCUCCUGAAACUUCUGGGAGAUGAGCGUAUGGUUCAGCAAAACAUCCAACUGCCACAUGGUUACAGCAUUGAUUUUGAAAUCAAAAUGGAUGCAGACAGAAAAAAAGUGCUUCCAGUAACUGAAGUAGAUGAUCCUGCUGAUGUUCCAAAUGUUCAACGAGUGGCUGUUCUCUGUGCUCCUCCAUCUGCUUUCUGUUUUGGCACAAGACACCCCCGAGGCAAGCUGGCAAUGAAGAUGAGGCAUCUGAAAGCACUGGGCUAUCAUGUGAUACUGGUCCACUACCAGGAGUUUAAAAAACUGAAGAAAGAAGAAGCAAUUGAGUGUUUGAAGGGAGAAAUCUAUUCAGCAAAUGCUUUUCCUUUUUCCGAUGUGAAUUUGCAGGAUAAUAUUUAAAAUGGACUGAGAACUUCGGAUCUCCUGCUUUUUUCCCAUCACAGCCAUUCACAAGAAGACGGAAGCAGUUUCAUAUGUUCCGGAAAAAUGCCUCAAGACAUUAUACCCUGUAGAAAGUUUGUAAAUUCAACUAUAUCUACUGAAGGAGUUCUUUAGCAAUAGAAGCAGUUCCUUUCAAACCUGUGUUCCAGAAUGUUAUAGCUAAGGCUCCUUAAACAAUAAUUGACUUCAUUUAAAAACAAACAAAAAAAAACAUCCUGCAUUUAAUGUUGAAACUAUCUCAAAUGUAUCUUUUUUUUUUUUUUUUUUUUAAACUACAUCUAGGCUACUCCAGUGGGCCAAACUUUUCAUGUGUUCUUGAACUGGGGGAGUGUGACAGUCUUUCAGAGCAGUUGGGACCAUGACUGCUCUCACUGUAGUGAGAAUGGGAUAACAAGUCAAUCUGUCUUUAGCUUUCAGUAAGAACUCCAGCCAGAAAAGCAGUAAAUCAUUACAUAUUGACUGGAGUGGAAAUCAAAACUCCCAAAUCUCUUGAUAAGUUUGUAACUCAGAAAAUAACUUUCUAGUCUCGUUUUCAGAAGUCUGGGACAGCAAAUGAUUCUUUAUUCUCCAUGCUUUUUCUUCAGUCUGAAGCCUUUCCCCCUGUUAUAAAGCACUCUGAGAGUCAUAGCUAUAAGAUCCUGUCCUCGUAUAAAUUGCCUUGUGAUGUCUUCUUGUGUUUCAGUAUUAGCUCUUCCAAGACUACUCACAGCUAUUGCACAAUACUUAGGAAGGAGUACUGCAGAAAGGGAUGUGGGGGUCAUAGUGGACCACAAGCUAAAUGAGUCAACAGUGUAAUGCUGUUGCAAAAAAAGCAAAUAUCCUUCUGGGAUGUAUUAGCAGGAGUGUUGUAAGCAAGACAUGAGAAGUAAUUCUUCCACUCAACUCUGCACUGAUUAGGCCUCAACUGGAGUAUUGUGUCCAGUUCUGGGCACCACAUUUCACGAAGGAUAUGGACAAAUUGGAGAGAGUCUAGAGAAGAGCAACAAAAAUGAUUUAAAGGUCUAGAAAACGUGACCUAUGAGGGAAGAUUGAAAAAAUUGGGUUUAGUCUGGAAAAGAGAAGACUGAGAGGGGACAUAACAGUUUUCAAAUAUGUAAAAGGUUGUUGCAAGGAGGAAGAAGAAAAAUUGUUUUUCUUAACCUCUGAGAAUAGGACAAGAGGCAGUGGACUUAAAUUGCAGCAAGGGAGGUUUAGGUUGGACAUUAGGAAAAACUUUCCAACUGUCAGGGCAGUUAAGCACUGGAAUAAACUGCUUAGGGAUGUUGUGGAAUCUCCAUCUUUGGAGAUUUUUAAGAGCAGGUUAGACAGACACCUGUCAGGGAUGGUCUAGAGAAUAUAUAGUCCUGCUGCGAGUGCAGGGGACUGGACUGGAUGACUUCUCAAGGUCCCUUCCAGUUCUGUGAUUCUAUGAUGCAACACAACAUCCAUUGGCCCACUACGUAAUAGAGGAUAAAUCAGAAUCAUGGUGGUAUUGCCUACUGAUGUAAAUGUGAAGUUCAAAGAAUGCUCUAAGUUGAAGGAGUGGAAGAGGCAGACAUAGCUCUUCCAUCCUGUUCUUGAAAAUACUCAUUAGUACUUGCCUUCAAGAGUCAGUCAAUGAAACACUUGCAUUUUUUUGUCAAGUUAUUUUUUUGUUUUAAUGAAGUGCAAUUUUGAAUAGGGGUAUUUUGGACAUUUACUUAGUAACAGCAUUGAAACUUGUGGUCUUCAUAGAAUAUCAGGGUUGGAAGGGACCUCAGGAGGUCAUCUCGUCCAACCCCUUGCUCAAAGCAGGACCAAUCUCCAGUUUUUGCACCAGAUCCUGAAAUGGCCCCCUCAGGGAUUGAACUCACAACCCUGGGUUUAGCAGGCCAAUGCUCAAACCACUGAGCUAUCACCCCCCUUACAAAUCUGUUACCCAUUUCUGCAUUAUGGUCAGUCCUGUGAUAAUGAGAUUGUUCAACCAGAACAAGUAAAUAUAUGUUAGAGCCUUUGGCAGUAACCUUAUUCAACCAAAUGGCGGUGCUCUUGCUUCGCAUCAUGGUGAGCUGUGAACUGCACGCUUCUUUGUCUCUGUAUUCGGCUGAGGAUUUGGCUGAAGCUUUGCAGUGAUGUGGUAAAAGAAUUAAGGUGAAAAGAAGAAAUGAGGCAUUAUUUUAAUUUGCUGCCGUACCCUUCACGGAGUAGGUCAGCUGAAUAUGAUAUAUAUUUGUGGAGAGAACUUGCUAGUAAAGAUAUGUACAGAGUUAUGACUGGUAACAUACCACAAGAAGAGCUGUCCUUGCUGGUUUUCAGACUGGCUGAAAUCCUGAAGCAUGGAAAUUCUGCCAGAAAGCCUGAACUUGUGAGAUUUAAAACUGGAUUUUCAGACCAAAGCGAUUUGCUCGUUGAUGGGAUUUCCCUUUUUCUGGAUCAGAUGCACCAAGAAAUACCGAUUAUCUGAAUUAACCUUUCCUUUUCUUCUAGCCAAGAUGGCAUGCAAGCGAUUUUCUUUUGUCAACACUACGUUAAAGGUGUAGAGUACUCAUGACCACUGCACUGAAUGAGUGACCACUGGAAAAAACAGUAGUGGGUGGAACCAAUGACCCACCUCAUUACACUAGUUAUAAUGUAAUAGGCCCGAAUAGAAGGCAUAUUUCAUGCCAUAUGCAAUGUGAUAGUACCUUGCUCCUGCUGUAUCACUAGCUGUUUGUAUUAUUCUUGCAUCUUAUAAAUACUGUGCUAUAAACACUCAGCUAUAGAAUAGUUAUGAAAGAUAUUUGUUCCCACUGAGGACUUCGGUCUUUCUUCAGAUUUUCUGAGUCUUUUACCCUAUUCUUUCCCUCCUACUGUGGAUUCUGCUUGUUAGCAACCUCUCAGAUCCCAGCAAAAAGUUGCUAUUAUCUAAAGGUUGCCAGUAAGCAGAAAGUUAGUCCGUAGGGGUGCAGCUAGGGAAUGAAGCACUGGGACAUGCGUGGUACCUUUCCCUGCCCACAAACCUGCCUACAUCUGGGAGGGGCAGCUACAUGCAGAGUAGCAGGGGGGAUGCAGCCCAGAUGCUGGGGCUUUCCAUAUGGGUGUUUGGGGGUUGCGGGGCUGCACAGUACAGGAGCCUGGGCUUGGCACGUCCCAGUUCUUCCUCCCCUGGCUGCAGCCCCGCAAACCUCCCUGCUGCUGUCCUGCCUGCAACCUCCCCUCCCAGCCACAGGCAGGGCUGCAGACGGGAGGCACAUCAAAAAGUUGUCAGCAGCAUGCCUGUUGCCAAUAUCCAAAUCCUAUUAACAUUAAAGUCAGUGGGGCGGGAUUAGAAAAUGUUGCUACCCACAGGAAGUUGAUAUCAGGAUUCCUAUUAAGUGGCACCCACUGUGUUUGCCUCCUAGCGUUUCCCUCUAGCUUGAGUGUGAAUAUCAUUCAUUGUACAGUUGCGACCAUGCCAUGGCAUCUAAAAUACCACAAGAUUUUCAGGUGUCAAUCAUCGAAGGCCAAAUUCCAUUUUUAGGCAUGAUUCCUGGGCCAGAGUAUAUAUUUCGGAUAACAUGCUCCCACUGAUGUCAAUGGAAAAUUUUUACAUAGAUCAAGUAUAGAAUUUGACAGUAACUCAACUUAUUAGUUACUAUUCUUUAUUAAGUACUUUGUUUUUCCAUUCAGUAUUGCUUAGGGGGAAAGCAUAUGGCCCCCUCAUGGGACCACCACCCACUUUUCACUUUCAUUUCUCUUUCUGUCCCUCUUCCUUUUCAUUCUCUCCUCCUUUCUUCCCUCUGCAUUUCUUUCCUCACAGCAAUUCGUAAUUUCUCAGUACCCUUGGUUUUUCUCCCACCCAUUCCAUCUAUUAAAUGAUCAGCAAUAAAGUUAAUGUUGACCCUAAA
Messenger RNA from Chelonia mydas (Green sea turtle), 6365 nucleotides. RefSeq names its product FAST kinase domains 2 (gene FASTKD2). Bases 436 to 2499 code for a protein of 687 amino acids. Gene Ontology annotation, cellular component: mitochondrial matrix; ribonucleoprotein granule. Gene Ontology annotation, biological process: mitochondrial RNA processing; regulation of mitochondrial mRNA stability. The record is from RefSeq and is a predicted model, not a curated record. Gene Ontology annotation, molecular function: RNA binding. Lineage: Eukaryota; Metazoa; Chordata; Testudines; Cheloniidae. The transcript has 13 exons.